AUGUUCAGGAUCGCUCGACCGUUUUCAACACGAGCUGCAUCUUUUCCGACGUCUCGCAUCACACCGGCAUUGGAAAAGAAGCUCCUUCGUAUGGGAGAAAGACACGAUUCUUUGCUCUCUCAACUCAGCAAUAACCAACUUGGAGCUAACGAACUCACCCAUGCGUCCAAAGAACUAGCGAGUCUGUCCACAAGCAAAUCGCUCUUUGAACAAUGGCAGCAGCAGUUGGACAAUCUGAAGCAACUCCAAGAUCUUUUAUCCACGCAACCCGAUCAAGAUAUGAUUGAUAUGGCCAAAGAAGAAUACGAGGAAAUUACCAAUGAAUUGACGAAUAUUGAACGUGAUCUAUUGACGGAACUGGCUCCGAAAGAUGCGGCCGAUGAUGCGAGUGGUAUCCUGGAAAUCCGAGCCGGUGCCGGGGGUGAGGAAGCGUCGCUUUUUUCGGCAGACAUGGCACGUAUGUAUGAACGAUUUGCCCAGUUGAAACGAUGGAAGUGGGAAAUCCUUUCAUCUUCUGAAGACGCCGGUGGAAAAGGAGUGCAACGAGUGCCGGCCACUGAGACUCAAGGACGCAUUCAUACCUCCACUGUGACGGUAGCCAUGUUACCACAACCCACAGAGGUGGAUGUGCAAAUUCGCGAUUCGGAUCUCCGCAUUGAUGUGUAUCGUGCGUCCGGUGCAGGAGGUCAACAUGUCAACACAACAGACAGUGCUGUUCGCAUUACCCAUAUACCCACGGGUUUGGUUGUUUCCAUGCAAGAUGAACGUUCUCAGCACAAGAAUAAAUUAAAAGCACUCAAGGUUUUGCGAGCUAAAAUUUAUGAACAAGAACGAGAGAAAACGGCCUCCGCCAGACGAGAUUCUCGCAACAAGCAGAUUGGCACCGGUGAUCGGUCUGAAAAGAUUCGCACGUAUAAUUUUCCGCAGAAUCGCGUGACGGACCAUCGCAUUAACCUUACACUGCAUGAACUGGAACCUGUUCUUUCUGGUGAAGGUCUUACGCGAAUCAUUGAACCUCUGCAAGAACAUUUCCUUGCCGAAGCACUCUCAGAAUAACCCAAAAAAAGGAAAAAUGUGCAAGACACUCCAAUGUCAUCAUGUUUCGGAAUUGGAAAAAAGAAAGAAGAGGGUUCUUUUUGGCACGUGAUAAUGAAUCCCAUUGGAUUCACCUACAAACUUGAGUUGCAUUUCGAUUUACAGGGCGCGCGCGCGAUUUUUUUUUUUCUUUAACUCUCUUUUUUUUCCCUCUCAUUCUUUUCCUUCUUUUCGAUUCCAGCAAAACGUUGGUCCCAUUUCCUUUUCUGCAUCCACCUUGUUCACAUUGACGGAUAUAGACAUCCAUUAGACGCAUAAAAAAAAAAUUCAUCUUUGUAAAAUACGUGGUUCUCUUUAUUCUCUCUCACUUUCUCACUUUCUCUCUUUCUGCCUCUUUUAUUUUACUGCUGUCCCAGAAAGAGACUGUAUUUUUUCAAGGUCCUCUCUUGUGUAUCGACAAGGAAAAUCAGUUGAUUUUUAUUU
Messenger RNA from Radiomyces spectabilis, 1518 nucleotides. RefSeq lists its product as uncharacterized. Gene Ontology annotation, biological process: translational termination. NCBI's taxonomy places the organism in Eukaryota, Fungi, Mucoromycota, Mucoromycetes, Mucorales, Radiomycetaceae. The transcript has 6 exons. Gene Ontology annotation, molecular function: translation release factor activity. Bases 1 to 1056 code for a protein of 351 amino acids. The record is from RefSeq and is a predicted model, not a curated record.